This is a messenger RNA of Odocoileus virginianus texanus, 2202 nucleotides long. It is a transcript of the gene ADARB2, whose product is annotated as adenosine deaminase RNA specific B2 (inactive). Gene Ontology annotation, molecular function: double-stranded RNA binding; tRNA-specific adenosine deaminase activity; double-stranded RNA adenosine deaminase activity. The record is from RefSeq and is a predicted model, not a curated record. Lineage: Eukaryota; Metazoa; Chordata; Mammalia; Artiodactyla; Cervidae. Gene Ontology annotation, biological process: RNA processing; adenosine to inosine editing. Gene Ontology annotation, cellular component: cytoplasm; nucleolus.
AUGGCAUCGGUCCUGGGGACCAGCAGAGCGUCCGGAGGGCUGAGCGGUCAACUCAAAUGCAAGUCCAAGCGGAGGAGGAGGAGGCGGGCCAAGCGGAAAGACAAAGUGAGCGUGUUGUCAGCCUUCAUCGCUCCCUUCAAACGCCUGAACCCUGGGGCCACGCACGCAGAGGACGAGGACAACCUCAGUACCAGCAGUGCUGACGUCAAGGAGAACCGCAAUGUGAGCAACCUGGAGGCCAGGCCGCCACCGGCCGGGGACAGGGCCCGAGGGGGCGCGCCCAGCCUGAAGAGGAAGCGGCCGCUGGAGGAGGGCAAUGGCGGACACCUGUGUCCCCUGAGGCUGCUGUGGCGGCGGCUCUCAUGGUCCGUAGCACCCAAGAAUGCACUGGUGCAGCUGCAUGAGCUGCGGCCAGGCCUGCAGUUUCGCAUGGUGUCGCAGACCGGCCCAGUGCAUGCACCCCUCUUCGCCGUGGCCGUGGACGUCAACGGGCUCACCUUUGAGGGCACCGGGCCCACCAAAAAGAAGGCCAAGAUGCGGGCAGCCGAGCUGGCCCUCCGCUCCUUCGUGCAGCUCCCCAAUGCGGGCCAGGCUCCCCCAGCCCCCAGUGGUAUGGCCCCUGACUUCACCUCUGACCAGGCCGACUUCCCCGACGCCCUGUUCCAGCGGUUCGAGCCUGCAGCACCUAGCGAGGGCUUCCCGGGCUGGCGGCCCCCCGCCCCCGAGUGCCUGUCCACAGCCUGCCGGAGGAGCCGGCUCCUGGGCCGCCCACUGGACCUGGGCCUGGGGGGACCCACGGCCCCAGGCACCGGGAACCCAGUGGUGCUGUUGAACGAGCUGCGCUCUGGCCUGCGCUACGUGUGCCUCUCAGAGCCAGAGAAGCGGCGCGCCCAGAGCUUCGUCAUGGCCGUCAGCGUGGACGGGAGGACGUUCGAGGGCUCAGGACGCAGCAAGAAGUUGGCCAAGGGCCAGGCCGCCCAGGCCGCCCUGCAGGCCCUCUUCGACAUCCGGCUGCCCGGCCACGUCCCCAGCAGGAGUAGAAGUCACCUCCUGCCCCAGGAGUUCGCAGACGCCAUAUCCCAGCUGGUCACGCAGAAGUUCCGAGAGCUGGCCGCAGGCCUGGCCUCAGCACACGCCCGCCACAAGGCACUGGCCGGGAUUGUCAUGACCCGAGGCCUGGACACCAGGCAUGCCCAGGUCGUCGUCCUGUCCUCGGGGACGAAGUGCAUCAGCGGCGAGCACAUCAACGACCAGGGGCUGGUGGUCAACGACUGCCACGCAGAGAUCCUGGCCAGGCGGGCGCUGGUCCACUUCCUAUACGCACAGCUGGAGCUGCACCUGAGCAAGCGGCGCGAGGACAGCGAGCGCUCCAUCUUCGAGCGGCUGAAGGAGGGUGGCUUCCGGUUGCGAGAGGGCGUCCUGUUUCACCUGUACCUGAGCGCCUCGCCCUGCGGAGACGCGCGCCUGCACUCACCCCACGAGCGCGCGGCCGAGCUGAGCAGCAGCAAGCACCUGGCCAGGAAGUUCCGGGGGCACCUGCGCACGAAGAUCGAGUCGGGGGAGGGGACGGUGCCUGUGCGUGGCCCGGGCGCAGUGCAGACCUGGGAUGGCGUCCUGCUGGGCGAGCAGCUGGUCACCAUGUCCUGCACAGACAAGAUCGCCAGGUGGAACGUGCUGGGCCUGCAGGGUGCGCUGCUCUGCCACUUCAUUGAGCCCGUGUACCUGCACAGCAUCGUGGUGGGCAGCCUGCGCCACACCGGCCACCUCUCCCGUGUCAUGAGCCACCGGACCCAGGACGUCGGCCAGCUGCCUGCCUCCUACCGGCACAACCGGCCCCUGCUCAGCGGAGUGAGUCAGGCGGAAGCGCGAGAGCCCGGGAAGGCACCCCACUUCAGCGUGAACUGGGUGGUGGGCACGGCGGACGUGGAGGUCAUCGACGCCACCACUGGGAGGCGGAGCUGUGGCCGCUCCUCCCGGCUCUGCAAACACAGGCUCUCGGCGCGGUGGGCGCGGCUCUACGGCAAGCUGAGCACCCGGAUCCCACGGCACGGGGACACGCCGUCCAUGUACUGUGAGGCCAAGCUGGGGGCGCGCACCUACCAGGCCGUCAAACAGCAGCUGUGCAGAGCAUUCCAGAAGGCCGGCCUGGGCACGUGGGUGAGGAAGCCGCCUGAGCAAGACCAGUUCCUGCUAGCGCUGUGA